AUUGGUGGUGAAGGACGAACCGUGUAAGAACAGAAGCUGUGAUUGGCUGAAAGAGACAGUCUCGCUCCGCAGGUCUCUCAGCGUGGACACUGAGUGAAGAUGGCGAGCUGGUGUGUGCGUGUGAUCAGACAGAGCUCCUCUAUCAUAACGUCCCCUUCACUCGGAAGGGUGACUCCACGCCUCCUUUGCACAGCAGCCCAACAGAAAAGCUCAGGAACUGGGCCUGAAGAAGAGAAACCAGAGCCCAUUGCAGCUGAGAAAGCCUUCAAAGAAGAAAAGACACAACUGGAAGAACAGCUGAAGGAUAUUACGGACAAAUACAAGCGUGCACUAGCAGACACUGAGAACCUUAGGCAAAGGAGUCAAAAGAUGAUUGAUGAUGCUAAGCUUUAUGGAAUCCAGGGCUUCUGUAAAGAUCUCUUAGAGGUGGCCGACAUCUUGGAGAAAGCAACCGAAAGUGUACCAAAAACUGAAAUAUCUACUGCCAAUCCACACCUGAAAAAUCUUUAUGAUGGCCUUGUAAUGACUGAGGUGCAGAUCCAAAAGGUCUUCCAGAAGCACGGCCUUGUUAAGCUUAACCCUGAUGGUCAUAAGUUUGACCCUUAUGAGCACGAGGCUGUCUUUCAUGCACCUAUUGAGGGCAAGGAGCCAGGAACCAUAGCUGUAGUUACCAAAGUAGGCUACAAGCUGCACGGUCGCACCCUCCGGCCAGCUCUGGUGGGUGUAGUUAAAGCCCCCUAACUGGUCGUACACACUAAUGAUGGUUAUUGCCUAGUCAACUGAUCAGUUUCUGUAAUUUAGCUGGUCUUUGGUUCCACAUUUUUUUCCUUUGUUAAAGGUGCCUCUGAGAGGUGAAAUCCAAUAUAUUGACAACUGAAGGACAAUACUAAUAUUUGUGAUUUAAUAAUGAUUAUCAAAAGUAUAAGAGCUGAGUGUGUAUGUGAUAGAAGAUUCGGAGAAUUGAAUCUGUGAAUUGAAUUGGCUUGAAGAGUAUUCUCUGGAGGAUUGUUACCAUUCCAGGGACUUCUGAGAUCUAAAGAAACAGAAUCUUUCGAAGAACAUUAAGCUUUUAAAGAAACACUGCAGCAUAUCACUUUGUUGAACAAAUUUUAUACUUAAGCGUGUUUGCUCCUAUUAAUUACUUUACUGAAAAACGAUAGCAGGUUGGUGAUGUUUAUGACCGCAGUUGUAAGAUUCCACUUUUUUUUUUUUUUCAGUGUUAUGCAGGUUUUGAAUUUAUUUGUAUGUGAGAAUAAUAGGUCUUCUUUACAGAACUUGGAGUGAUAUUUUAUCCAAAAAUAAAAUUACAAUCAUUUACCUGCUGGCAGUUGUACUUGCUAACUUUAACCAUUAGUUUCAUAGUGUGCAAACAUGAAGAAAUAUCAACUGCUGAUGUUUUGUGAAGAUCUGGGUAACAGGAGGAUGGCCACUUAAGGCUGCUGGAGAGAUCAGUCAUUUGUGGUUGGAAUAUGAAAAGAAUAAUGCCAUACUAAUGGAAAAAUAUUAUUACUUUUCCAUCUAUGGGAACAAGCAGACAACUGUCAAAUAAACCAUGUACCUCUUUUCAA
Messenger RNA from Carassius gibelio (silver crucian carp), 1568 nucleotides. Its product is annotated as grpE protein homolog 1, mitochondrial. The transcript has 4 exons. The record is from RefSeq and is a predicted model, not a curated record. Gene Ontology annotation, biological process: protein import into mitochondrial matrix; protein folding. Gene Ontology annotation, cellular component: PAM complex, Tim23 associated import motor. Gene Ontology annotation, molecular function: adenyl-nucleotide exchange factor activity; protein-folding chaperone binding; protein homodimerization activity. Lineage: Eukaryota; Metazoa; Chordata; Actinopteri; Cypriniformes; Cyprinidae. The coding region runs from base 100 to 741 and encodes 213 amino acids.